GGAACAUCCGGGGUGCACGCCCAAUUGUUGGCAAUGGGAGAACCCAACAUUUUUUCUAAGGGCUUCUACACUGUUAUCCUCCUGCUUGUGCUGGAUUACUCUAUCAAAUGCACAACUUCAACAUCUUCAAGUCUUUUGUACCCAUAUGGGAAUUCGUCAUAUGAUACCACUGCUCCAAAAUUGGAUGAUGGAGUAAAUGGCCCAAUAACACUUUCUACCAAGCUAACUCUCUUUGGAAAUGCAUCUACCAUUAUCUAUGUCGAUAACAAUGGCCUACUAUCAUUUAAUACAUCCAUCACAGCGUUCACACCCAAAAAACUCCCAGUAUUUAAUGGCAGCAACCCCUUUGUGGCUCCGUUCUGGGCAGAUGUGGACAACGCCAUAGCCGGCGACAUAUAUUAUCGACAGAGCACUGACAUCGACCUCCUAAGCCGCGCAACGAGUGAUAUCCGUUCUUACUUCAGUCUUCCCACGUUUUCAGCGACGUGGGCAUUUGUGGCCACAUGGAGUAACGUGACAUAUUUUGGAUCUACGGCCUUAUCUAGCACGGUUAACACAUUUCAGGCUGUUCUCAUCACAAAUGCAAGCCUCACUUUUACGAUGUUCAACUAUGACAGUAUUCUUUGGACGACAGGGACAUCCAGUGGAGGCAACAGUAAAGGAACUGGAGGAAUCCCAGCCCUGGCUGGGGUCAACAGUGGCUAUAAAGUCGGAUACUAUCAAAUAGCCAGUUCCCUGACUACUGAGAUCAUCAACAUAUCAUCUACAAGUAAUGUCAAUGUCCCCGGCCGAUGGGUCUUCAAGGUGGACAAACUGUAUCCCGAGGAUCCCAGCGGGAUUAUAGGUAAAAAAUAAAACAAAUUGACAAAAUGACUGUAAGUAUUAUUAUUUAGUAAUGUCAUCAGCUCUGUUAUGCUUCAGCUUACUAUGUUAUAUAUAUUUUUCCUUUGUGUGUUAUUUUAUUUUAUGUCUUGUUGCCACACAAAUCCAUAAAAAUAACAAAAAUGUGGUAAAAAAAAGUGUAUAUUAGAAAUAACAGACAUAUUCUUUUGGCUGGUGUUUUAUUAACCUAAUAUAAUUGUAUUACUUUCCUAUAAAGAAUAUAUAUAUAUAAUUUGCCUAUAAAAUAUGAUGUGCGUGUUUGUGGAAAGAUUUUAAAAAACGGAUCCACAUGUU
Messenger RNA from Rana temporaria (common frog), 1176 nucleotides. RefSeq names its product sushi, nidogen and EGF-like domain-containing protein 1. The transcript is spliced from 6 exons. Gene Ontology annotation, biological process: cell-matrix adhesion. Bases 34 to 855 code for a protein of 273 amino acids. NCBI's taxonomy places the organism in Eukaryota, Metazoa, Chordata, Amphibia, Anura, Ranidae. The record is from RefSeq and is a predicted model, not a curated record.